Messenger RNA from Guyanagaster necrorhizus, 408 nucleotides. RefSeq lists its product as uncharacterized. NCBI's taxonomy places the organism in Eukaryota, Fungi, Basidiomycota, Agaricomycetes, Agaricales, Physalacriaceae. The record is from RefSeq and is a predicted model, not a curated record. The transcript has a single exon. Bases 1 to 408 code for a protein of 135 amino acids.
AUGAACCCAUUCAAAGCGGAAUACCUCACUCAAGACUUAAUCGCGGAAUUCUCCCACAGGAUCGAGCGUCUCAUUCUCGGGGGGGUUCCUAUGUACGUAAAAGACCUCAUAGCGAUCUUGGAACCUCUCAGAGAGCUCCGACACCUGGGUGUCCAUGACCCUCUCCUGCCUGUGCACCGACCGUACUGCCCUAUCUCGAGAGAACUGAUCUGGCGCCUCGCUACGGACUCAUCGUUCCUCCCUUAUGUGGACUCGCUCGACCUCAUGUGGCAAUGGAAUGAUGUUGGUAAGAGUAUGGUCAAGGAUAUGCUGCUGACUAGGACAGGUCAAACACAGUUUGCAAACCCAUACGUCCCGCCAUCGUACUUGCAUGGUCUCAUAGGACAGAUGAAGCGCAGGGUGGUCUAA